Messenger RNA from Cylindrotheca closterium, 1431 nucleotides. The record is from the annotation of a GenBank genome assembly. NCBI's taxonomy places the organism in Eukaryota, Bacillariophyta, Bacillariophyceae, Bacillariales, Bacillariaceae.
AUGAGAAAAUCUCCUCGGGUUAUUGCCAGCUUCAUCUUGGGAUGUCUUUGUGUUUCCAUCAGCACGUCAUCGUCAUCAUCAUCAGCAGCAGCAGCAGCAGCAGAAGAAGAAGACAAAGCCUAUGCUUAUCCAAUGAACGAUCCUCAAGAUGCUGCAAGUUAUCAUAUUCUUCAAAUGGUAAAGUGGCUGGAUGGUAUGGAAGAGGGUUACUUCAACCCCAAGAUUCAGAUUCGACGGGCCAAUCCUGACGAUCCCACCUCGUAUUUUGGUGUCUUUGCGGCGGAAGAUUUGGAACAAGACGAGCUGCUAUUGUAUAUUCCACCCGAAGCUCGAAUUCAUACCGACGUGAAGGAUGGAGAAUAUACAGAAGUCUUGUGUGAAUUAGCAUGGACACUGCAUUGGGAAUUUGAUCGAGGAUACAAUGGAGAUUACAUUCAUUACGUCAAUUACCUGAAACAGCUGCGACGAGAUAUUAUUCCUGCCGUUUGGUCGCGAGAGGCAAAGGAUUUGUUGAUGAAAGUGCAAGAUGAACUCUACAUGAAGGAUUAUGAACCCAAGACUGCCCAUGCCACCCAUCUCAUCAAUUGGAUCGAAGAAUGGUUCCAAAAACCAUGCCUCAUCAACCCCAAGGGCAAGUACAGUUUGCAUCCAUACUUUUUGGCAGUGGUAACCCAACGGGGUUUUGACAAUAUGCUGGUACCAAUCUACGACUUUUUCAAUCAUCACAACAACAAUGUCAACAUUUACAACCGAAAAUCGAUAUACCAUCGAACCGGAUUCGACGUCUAUGCGUCUCGGUUUGUGGAGAAAGGAGAAGAACUCUUUUUCUCUUAUCACAACUGUCCCGAUUGUAAGGAAUGUGUCGACUGUGAUAGUAGUCAAACCUAUUGGGGAACUCCCGAAAUGUUGCGGGACUUUGGAUUUGUGGAACCCUAUCCACAUACCUUUUAUUUGGGGGACUACAUGACCUUUGUCGUUUCGAAUGCCACAUUGGGUACCAAGGAACCGACACUCCAGGAUUUGUCCAUUGAAUACAUGGACGAGACCUACCCAUCCGCUGGAAUCGUUGCGGAAGCCAAACGGGAAUGGGUCCGCAUUGAAAAUGUCUAUCAGAAUGAUAUUCUGGCUGCGGAUACGACCAAAAUUGCUCCUCAUGAACUCUAUACAAUCACACAAUACUACAAGGCUCUUGUCAACGCCUUCAAACUCAUGGUAAUAACCUUUGAUCCAGAGCUAGCGGCCAAAAUGGAAGCCGAAGAAGCGGAAGAAGAGGAAGAAAUGGAAGGAGGUGAACACGUAGAGGAUCAUGAAGAAUGGGAAGAUGAAGAAGUGGAGGAGUGCGUCGAAGAAAAUGAAGAAUCCUCCGAGGAUCUAUUUCUUGCCGAGAUGGAUCAUCAGGAGGAGAGUGAAGAUGAGGAGGACCAGUGCUGA